Vicia faba (fava bean) is the source of this 402-nucleotide messenger RNA. The record is from the annotation of a GenBank genome assembly. Lineage: Eukaryota; Viridiplantae; Streptophyta; Magnoliopsida; Fabales; Fabaceae.
AUGGUGAAUCCUUGGAAAACUUAUGUGAAGCUUUCUGCUGUACUCAUGGGUUCACAUGGUUUAACAAAUGCUCAUCUCAAUUUCUUUUCUGGUUUCGAAUCUCAUUCUGAUAGGCUAAUAUCAGUAAGAAUGAGCAAAGAAAAGUCAUCUGAUCCAGUUGGUUCAUCUACUCAAUCUGAUAUUAUUAGAAACCAUAUUCAGGGUGAAACAACCGAACCUCCACCUCUAUUAGAACAAACUAAUGAAGUGAAUAAUGAUGAAGAAAAUGAUAAUAAGAAAAACAAAGUUGGAGAAGCUUCAACAUUGACCACACCCAAUGAUCCUAAUGUUGCAGUUGGGUUUUCAGGUAAUAGAAAACCUGUUAACCUAGAUUUUGGACUUGGGAAUAUUUUACAAAAAUAG